Molecule: messenger RNA, 1794 nt
Organism: Annulohypoxylon truncatum
Lineage: Eukaryota; Fungi; Ascomycota; Sordariomycetes; Xylariales; Hypoxylaceae
Product: cytochrome P450
Exons: 2
Coding region: 121-1680 (519 amino acids)
Molecular function (GO): iron ion binding; monooxygenase activity; oxidoreductase activity, acting on paired donors, with incorporation or reduction of molecular oxygen
Source: RefSeq, a predicted model, not a curated record
ACCCCUCUCUCCCCUCUUCGUCGCUCUUGAUGUCUUCGAUCGACUGAAUACCACCGCUCAGCGUCCGUCAUACAGCUAGCUCGAUUGUCGUCAAAGUUGUCCGUAUUCUGAGGGCCCAACAUGCCCUCUACUCUGGCCCUGGCGGCGACAGCAAUCGCCGUCAUCUAUUCCUUCCUCCGUGCCCUCGUCUAUCUCAGACAUGAUUCCCGAGAACCCAAGCCCAUCGUUGGCGCCAUCCCCUAUCUCAGUCCCCUCUUAGGCAUGCUGAUCGAACAGGACAAGUUCUAUAAGCGAAUGAGAGACGAGACCCAUCUGCCCAUUUACACGCUGAAUAUACCGGGCGUACCUGUCUACAUUGUCAAUUCGCUUGAGGUGCUCCAGCGCGUAGACCGCCACAUCGAUACCCUACCUUUCGCCCCUAUGAAAGCCCGGACAUGCAAGAAGGUCUGCAGCGUCAGUCAAGCUGGUAUCAGCAAGAUAUAUGGGAACAACCUCUUGGCGCAGGACGGCUAUCUGAACAGUCACCAACGCGCCUCCGCCCAAGCCGGCGCACCGGGCGCCAGUCUGAAUGCUCUCUCACGGUCAGCAAGCAAGGUUUUUGCCGCUGCUUUCGAUCGAGUCGAGGCACGAGGCCGCACGGCCGUGGAUCUGUAUGAAUUCGUCCACGACGCAACAUUCAACGCCACGACGGACGCCAUGUACGGUCCCCACAACCCUUUCCGUACCGAGAAGAACCUCAACGACUGGGCCAUCUUCGAAGCCGGACUGCCAAUGCUGUUCCUCGGCUUUCUGCCCAAAAUCCUGGCGAGAAGGGCGUGCAAGGCAAGGCAACGCCUAGUCGCAGCUUUCAUCGACUAUUUCGGCAACGAGAAACACCUUGACGGCGGCUCUCUUUUCGUCCAGCUCACGAACAGAGUUAACGACAGCACCGGCUUGAGCCUAGUGGACAAGGCCCGGAUAGAGGUCGGUCAGGUAGCCGCAGCGACUUUCAACACGGCACCGGGUGCGUAUUGGUGUGUCUGGGCCAUUCUGUCCGAUCCCGUCGUGUUCGAGGACUGCAGGAAAGAAGUCAUGCGGCUGGUGGACGAGGUAAACGGUACGCACACCAUCGACCUCGCGCGCGUGAGGACGGAAUGCCCGCUGCUCGUGUCGACCCUGCAGGAAGCCAUGAGGUUCUACGGCGCAUCUGCCUCGCUGCGCCUCAUCUACGAAGACACCAUGCUCGGCGACGAGUACCUAUUGAAGAAGGGCGGCGCCGUGCUCAUGCCCAAUGCCUUGUUCCAUACCGACGAGACGCUUUGGGGCCCUUCCGUGGGCGAGUUCGAUCACACGCGCUUCUUGAAGGCGGGCCGUCGCAAGUCCAGCACCAAGCACCCGGCUGCCGCGUUUCGGGGCUUCGGCGGCGGCCAUGUCCUAUGUCCGGGGCGGCAUCUGGCCAGUACCGAGAUGCUGGCCCUGAUGGCCCUGAUCCUCGCGCGUGUCGAUGUCGUUCCCCCUGGGGGCGAAUGGCCAGCGGCCCCGAUUGGUCUGGCAGCCGGCAGAGCAUUGCCUCUGCCAAGUAAGCGGGUGCUCGUUGACUUCAUCCCCAGGGCCGCUGGCAAGUGGCGGGUGAUAUUCACUGAUAAAGACAAUGGCGGUGUGAAUCUUGUAGCGGAAGAUAUGCACAGUGCCAACGGCUGAAAUGAUUGGUACUACCUAUAUUUGAAUAUCCUAAUAUCCUACUAUCUCAGCCCCUGGGUGUUUUGAUGUCUUGACACCCAUGGCAAGAAGCAAAUAGUUCGGGUUCGAUCGCUC